Molecule: messenger RNA, 4308 nt
Organism: Hemibagrus wyckioides
Lineage: Eukaryota; Metazoa; Chordata; Actinopteri; Siluriformes; Bagridae
Gene: nkain2
Product: sodium/potassium transporting ATPase interacting 2
Exons: 7
Coding region: 873-1499 (208 amino acids)
Biological process (GO): regulation of sodium ion transport
Source: RefSeq, a predicted model, not a curated record
AGAGAGAGAGAGACACCCCCGUCGCGCGCCCGGGUUUCUUCAAUCUGGAGCGUCAGAUGGCAGCGCUGCAUCUUUCGUCCCUAGGAUUUUUUUUAACCGGUUUGAGCGCGCGACUUUUCUUUUUUCUUUCUUUUUUUCUUUCUGUCUUUCUUUCUUUUUCUUUUGUAAAUCCCUCCAGGUUAUAAAGGACCGAUUCCUGAUCUCCCGAGGAUGCACAUCGUGUUAGAGACGCACACUCUUACACUCCGUCCAGCUUCAUUACAUCGCGCACGGAUAAAUGAAUUUCCUCCGGUUACCGUCUCGUGCUCCGGGAUAUAAAAUCUGACAAGUUGAAGACUCCAUUCUGGUAAAAGAUUUUGAAGAGGAGAAGGAAAUAUUGCGUGCAUGCGUGCUGUUUUAUUCUCUGGGAGGAGCGAUGAGCGUUGCUCGGUCUCCGUGACCCCCCACCGGAGCGCUUUGUCUCGUGGAGUAGGCGAAACGGCGCGAGCGCUACGUUGCGUUUUCUCCCCCCGCACGUAUGCUAUUUGCUGCACAAAACAAUUUGACCAACUCGAAAACAAGUCUCGUGCAAUUAUACGGAACUAACCUGUCACCCUUUGUAGGAGAAUAACACUGACAUUUCGGAGCUCGUGAACAAACGGACUUUGUAAAGGUGUGAAAAGGGGGCACGAGCUGUUAACUCCACCGGCUGGAUAUUAUUGUUGGGAGCAAAGACAGGAACGUGUGGUGAGUGAUAUUAAGGCAUGACUUCAACAGGAGUGAGAGAUUAAAUUGUUCACGUUGCUUCGGGUCAGCCCGGUGAUUUUGGAGGGAUUUUGGUGGGAGUUUGAGUGGCGCACGUGCAGCGGGGCAGCACGGAGUUCCGGAGCAUCAUGGGCUGCUGCAGUGGUCGCUGUACACUGGCCUUCAUCUGCGGCAUGCAGCUGAUUAGCAUUUUGGAACGGCAAAUAUUUGACUUUCUUGGUUACCAGUGGGCGCCGAUCCUCACAAACUUCAUCCACAUCAUCACAGUGAUUCUGGGCCUGUUCGGGACGGUGCAGUUCAGGCCGCGAUACGUCACCGGGUAUGCAGUCUGGCUGGUGCUCUGGGUCACCUGGAACGUCUUUGUCAUCUGCUUCUACCUGGAAGUGGGUGACCUUUCCAAGGACACAGACUUGAUCAUGACCUUUAAUAUUUCCAUGCAUCGCUCCUGGUGGAUGGAGAAUGGCCCAGGGUGCAGGGUGACCCCCGUGACUCCUCCGCCCUCCUGGGCUCCAGAAGACCACCGCUACAUCAGCAUAGCCGGCUGCGUGCUGGAGUACCAGUAUGUGGAGGUGGCCCACAGUUCCCUGCAGAUCAUCCUGGCUCUGGCUGGGUUCAUCUAUGCCUGUUACGUGGUGAAACUCAUUUCAGAAGAAGAAGACAGCUUUGACUUUAUAGGUGGCUUCGACUCCUAUGGGUACCAAGGACCACAGAAGACAUCUCAUUUGCAACUGCAACCAAUGUAUAUGUCAAAGUAACAAGGACGAACUGCCUUAUGAACCAAUCAAACGAUGAACUUCUGUCUCAACCUUUCGUCUUUUUACGUAAAUGUCUUAAUAUGAUAGUGUCUUAAGUACCACUGGAGGAACGCAAGAUGUGGCACUUUAUCCGGUCAACAACUGGAGAACACUAGAGCCAAGGCACUGGAUUUUUUUUUCAGUCUGAAGCGUCGUGUCUGGCUGGAUUAAGCAGGAGCAAGAGCGCCACCCUGUGGUAGAAACGGCACAGGGUGGUUCUAGAUUGAAAAAAAAAAAAGAAAUAAAUAAAUGCAUAAAAGAAGAGGCUGCAUUCAUCUCUGUGGACAUCAACACAAGGGAUGAAACCAGAAGACGAAAGAGUGCUGCGUUUUGAUAGACUCCAUUAGAAAAAAAACUCACUUACCGAAUGUUUCAUAACCGGUCAGAAAUGGCUCUAGUCAUCUGAUGUAGUGCUGAGUGGUUAAUAGAGUUAACUUAAGGAGAAUUAUACAUACGUGUUUACAUAUGGUAAUUCCAGUCGUUGGAAUACCGUUACUAGGUUGUCCUGAUGUCUCUGAUAACUGUACCCGAAACAUGUUUUUAUUCCGUAUUAUGGAUGUUUUCAUCUUGAAAGUGCCAAGAACAGUUCCAACAAACCCGAAACUGCCCAGAGAUUUUCAACAGCAGUCAAAAAAAAAACCAAAAAAAAAAAAACAAAACAAAAAAAACAAAAACAAAAUAAUAAUCCACCUAGCAAUUUCAUCGGUUGGAUGUGGUCCGCAGAUCAGCUGUGUUUGUUGCAUGAGGUGUCAUGUUGAAUCGCAUAUUUAAUCAGGAUCGACGGCGGGAAUUAGCAGAGCUGUACUCUAGCUGGCUCAAAAUUGUGUGAAUGUGAAUAUUGUGCUUUCUAAGACGGUGUUCAGUCUCGUGAAGAAGAAAACAAAGCGAAAACUAAACCUUCUUCCUACCUAGUCCAAGAUUUUUUUAAUUAUUAUUAUUAAUAUUAUUAUGAUUUUUCUUUUUUUUAUUUCUAACGUGUGGCAAUUGUGUUCAAUCUUUUUCUAGUAGGCUAAUCUUCUGUUGUAAGGGUGGGACUUUCUGUUUAACUGUAUAUAUAGACAUCUGGAGAGGAGGGGGAGGGGGUAAAAGAAAAAGAAAAAAGAAGGGUGCAUUCAGUAGUGUGAUGUGAGAAGAGUGUGUGGUAGAGUUUGUGCUGUGGCCAAAUGUGUGUGUGUGAGUGUGUGUAGUCGCCAUGACAGGAACCCAUGAGGAGCCCUAAAAGCGGAUGUGCUUUCUCUGCAGAAUUGUUCCUUUGACGUCACAGAAGUAACAGCAUUAGUUGUAGUCCAUUAACACACUGCACACACUGCAGACAAAAUAAAAAAAUCAUUCCCACCGCGCAGACAUUCACGUCUUUUACCUCCCGAGCGUACUGAAUGGCCUUUUUGUGGAAAUACUCUGAACCAUGCUUGGACGUGAAUACACAAAGUUCCUGCUUUUAAACUGCACUUUCACUCCCCAAUUAUAUUUCAACAUCUUUUAUUAAGUCCGGGAUGAUACAUGAACGUAAGGAACAUUAUUUAGAGCUCACAAAUGAAUCCACGAAAAAAUAGUAUAAUAGAUGUGUGUUUCUCCCGCGUAUAAUCACACACCUUUUGUUAAACUUAUAAAGCAGACGUCCCUGUGGUCAGAGAAAACUUUCUGACCUGGAAUAAAGUCUUUUACAGGGAAGAAGUGCAGAACGCUCCCUUCCAAUUAAUAACACUUUGGCCUCCUGCUGACAAGCUGAAAUGAGCAUUUUUUUCAUCACUUCCCUCAUGAAUUGCACUGGAGCUUUGAUGAUUAAUCAAGAUAUUGCAGUAGAGCCACUUUUCAGGCGUUUAUUGGCUAAUAAUUCCCCACAGUCAUUGCUCUUUGGUUCCAGACGUACAGGAUGAAUAUGAAUACGCCAGACGAUAUUGUGAAUUUACGCCGUAAAAAGAGAUCACAGCGCAUGCUACAUCUGUCUUCGUAAUUUGGCUUUGGAUAUGAAAUAUUAAAGCGACAAAGGGUAAGCGGUGUGCAAUUGACUCGAAAAAAGAAAAACGGAACCCGCAAGAUUCAUUAGUUUAUUGCGCCGAGUUUAUCACAUCCGCUUGAAUGCAGCACCAGUUCUAUCACAUUUCUACUCAAAGACCUGUGUAAAUAUACCGUCAUCUCUAUUCCAGACAUGGUGCUCGAUCAACCCUAACAACGAUGGCGAUCACGCGUCCGGUGCCAUCUCUCUCUCUCUCUGCCAGCUGGUGAGAGGUUUACAGGACUGUCUAGAUGUACGAUUUGAUGUCACGAGAUCAAAUGGGAGACUGGGACACCAUUGUGAAUGAUGCUUCUUCUUGGUUUUUCUAUAUAGAUAUAUAUAUAUACAUAGAUAUGACACCAUUCUGAUGAGCUUUAUAUACCAAACGUCCUGUGUUUAACGAGUCUACAUUUCAAAAGAAUGGCCUUGUAAUAGUGUUUAGAAGGUAUUUCCGAAUUAGUGGAAUCAAAUCUAGGUCUGUGGAUUUCUAUCAAGACGUUCUAGAGGUUUUCUUAGCAUCUCAGUUUAGACCUCGUCAACCACCGGACAGUCCGUAGUCAUUUAUUCCGGUUUCUACAACCUUUAGUCAUUUGGAAAAAACAAACACAUGGACUAUUUGGAGGUUGAAGAGGUCUAGAUUGGUGUUUUUCUUUUCUGCAGAUUUAGGCUGGAAUGAUUGGGUUCAAGUGUUGUGUUCAAUUUUUUUAAUAGACCUUGUAUUUUUUUCUAUUUCUGUUCCUUUAAAAGAAUGACUGUAAAUAUAAUAAACCACAG